UUUUUCAGGUACAGCCGAGAGAGUAUGUAAGAGGAGAGGGGGUGAGAGAAUGGGUGAGCAAGAGAGAGAGAGAGAGACGCAACCUGCCCUUCGCCUUAGAGCACAGACAGAUCGAGUCCCCGCAGCAUUGAAUGUAGUCGACUGUCACCUUUAUCUCAUAAUCAAAUUCAGCAAGAAUCGGGAUAAAGGUUAACGAGCAAUAUUGGUUCUAGCGAGGUCGUUCUGGAGAUUUGCACGAAGAGAAGAAAGAAGAAACUUUUUGCACUCGUUUUAAAAGCGUGAGCAAAGACAAACUCACCAAAGACAUCAGCUUCCGCUGUGAGAAAUGUAAGAUAUUUUGUAAAGGCUGAGGAACAUUUCUGUGGAGCGUUUUGGUAAGAAUUGCCGUGAUCUUUGAAGGAGUUUACCGACAGGUUGCAUGGCUUACUGGUGCUCGCGGCACGUCUCUAGCCACGGCACGCGACGGAGCGACAGGAGAUCGUUUUCUCAGACCAUUAGGCAGCAGCACUAAAUGAGCUGUCUAAAGACUUGGUGCAUCAUCCUCUUCACGUCCGUUGCAACGCCAGAGACUUGAGACUUCAACGCACCGACUGGGCUUGAACUCCAGUCGAAGAAGAAGAAGGCGGAGUCUUAACUUAUUAAAAGCAACUCGCCGAGGCUCGGUCGCAAACAUGAUGAUGAUGUCUCUGAACAGCAAGCAGGCGUUCGCCAUGGCCCACACCAGUCUGGCCGAGACCAAAUACUCCAGUUUGCAUUCUUCGUCCUCGUCUUCCACUUUGACUUCCAACGCGCCCUCGUCCUCCUGCUCGUCGUCCAGACACAGCAGCACGAUCAGCAGCAGCGGCGGCUCGGAGGCGAUGCGUCGAGCAUGUUUCCCAACCCCACCGAGCAAUAUAUUCGGCGGAUUGGAUGAGAGUUUGUUGGCCCGCGCGGAAGCUCUGGCGGCGGUGGAUAUAGUCUCUCAGACCAAAAGCCAUCAUCACCCUCCUCAUCACAGCCCCUUCAAGCCGGACGCAACCUACCACACCAUGAAUACGCUUCCGUGCACCUCGUCGUCUUCGUCUGUGCCCAUCUCGCACCCGUCAGCUCUCGCGAGCCAUCACCACCACCACCACCACCAUCAUCACCAGCCGCACCAGGCACUGGAGGGCGACCUGCUCGAUCACAUCACCCCAGGACUGGCACUUGCUGGAGCCAUGGCCGGGCCAGACGGCUCGGUGGUCUCCACGCCUACGCACCCCGCUCACAUGGCAGGCAUGAACCACAUGCACCAAGCUGCCAUCAACAUGGCUCACGCCCAUGGACUGACAUCCCACAUGGGCUGCAUGAGCGACGUGGAUGCAGAUCCCAGGGACUUGGAGGCGUUCGCUGAGCGCUUUAAACAGCGUCGGAUCAAACUCGGCGUGACACAAGCGGAUGUAGGGUCAGCGUUGGCCAAUCUGAAGAUUCCUGGUGUAGGCUCUUUAAGCCAGAGUACCAUCUGCCGGUUUGAAUCCCUCACGUUGUCCCACAACAACAUGAUCGCCCUGAAGCCCAUCCUGCAAGCCUGGCUGGAGGAGGCUGAAAAGUCGCACCGGGAAAAACUCAACAAACCCGAGCUCUUCAAUGGGGCCGAAAAGAAGAGGAAGCGGACCUCAAUCGCGGCCCCCGAGAAAAGGUCCCUCGAAGCUUAUUUUGCUAUUCAGCCGCGUCCGUCCUCAGAGAAAAUCGCAGCAAUCGCAGAGAAGCUGGACCUCAAAAAGAACGUUGUGCGGGUUUGGUUUUGCAACCAGAGGCAGAAACAGAAACGCAUGAAAUAUUCGGCCUGCGUCUAGCUCGACCAGACUCC
Messenger RNA from Carassius carassius (crucian carp), 1828 nucleotides. Its product is annotated as POU domain, class 4, transcription factor 2-like. Gene Ontology annotation, molecular function: RNA polymerase II cis-regulatory region sequence-specific DNA binding; DNA-binding transcription factor activity, RNA polymerase II-specific. Lineage: Eukaryota; Metazoa; Chordata; Actinopteri; Cypriniformes; Cyprinidae. Gene Ontology annotation, biological process: regulation of transcription by RNA polymerase II. The coding region runs from base 672 to 1814 and encodes 380 amino acids. The record is from RefSeq and is a predicted model, not a curated record. The transcript has 2 exons.